AACAACCGUGUCCUCCACGGUGAAGUUGAACGACGCCGCGCGGGUAUUGACCAUGAUUAACGUGAAAGGGGAGUCGCAUAAAUGGAGGCAAGAGGUGUCGUUUUCUCCGAUUUAGCUUGGGGUUAGCUCGCGAGGCUAACGCUGCUCGUUAUUGACGUGAAUCAACACUUGGACGAGAGUCCCGAUAUUGCUCAUUCGCUGGCCUAUAAAUCGGCGUGUCCUUUCUUUUGGGACGAUGAAGACCCUGUUUUGUAUGCAUUGCACCCGUGCAACGUUAAAUAACCGGAUUGUGACGUCAACAAAUGAGCCGUCCGUCUCGUGUCCCAUUUCCGGGUCAAUUUUCCCUUGGGAAUGCCGGCCGAACACAUUCUAUCUACCAUAAGGAGCAGGAGUUUGUUAGCAAAAUGCUAGUUGAUACAACGACAAAAGCUUCUUUGACAUUUGCCAAUGUACUGCAUAGUUUGCCACAAAGCACUCGAUUCCAUGAAAAUAUGAAAGGCCGUGAAAACCCGUCAAUAGAGUUCCAUUCGAAGUAAACGUCGGACAAGAAAUCCAUGAGAAGAUGGCAGUGUGUGCACUGACCAUGCUGGACGGGAUGGGUGGCGAGGCCACAGCGGUGGGGGGGGCCCUGCUUGUGGCCCUGGCGCUGGUCCUGGCCUGGCUCUCCACACACGUGGCAGAGCGCGGCGACCACAUCCUGGGCACCAUCCUGUCGGCGGGCGCUCACGCCUCCCUCAUCGGUGUGGGCGGGGAUGCGGGCGGCGACGUCCAGGUGGAUGCCCCGGAGCCGGCGGGCGGCGAGACGGAUGAGGUGGCGUCGCCGGAAGACACUGACCUGCUGCUGGACAUUCAGAGCAAAGCACCCCCCGGGGGCAGGAUUCACGCUUCGGACGAGGAGGAAGACGAGGAUUACGGCGGCGGCGGCGGCGAAGAAGAAGAGAGAGUGCGGGCUUAUCAAAAGGACAUGUCUACCACGCCGUCCUUUUGCGUGCGACUCAAGUUUUUAAACGACACAGAGGAAGUGGCCGUGGUCAAACCCCACCACACUGUGGACCAACUCAAGAGUAAGUACUUCUCUGGGCGUGAGCAUCAGAUCAAGCUGAUCUACCAAGGGCAACUCCUGCAGGACUCCAAGAGGACUCUGCUGUCCCUGAACGUGACUCACAACAGCGUCAUCCACUGCCACGUCUCGCAAGCCCCGCACGACGGCGGCCCUGAGGCGGGGGCCGCCGGCUCUCCCCAGGGGGCGCCUGCCGUCUCCGGGGGCCUGCGGGCGGCGGGCGUGGCCGUCAGCACGGGCAGCCUGGUGGUACCCGUGUUUGUGGUGAUCCUGGCCGUGGUGUGGUAUUUCCGCAUCAACUACCGCCAGUUCUUCACUGCGCCCGCCACCGUCUCCCUGGUGGGCGUCACCAUCUUCUUCAGCUUCCUCAUCUUCGGCAUGCACGGCCGUUGAAGAAACCCGUUGGCGUGUAUCGCUAGCACGGCCCUGAAACUCCCAUAUUUGGACCAUUCAUAUGCUGAAAACCAAAGAAAAAACAAAAGCAGCAGAAGUCCACCCACCUGCAUUUUUUCCCCUCACCGGAUGCCUUUGGGCCAAUCCUGCUAACACACUAACUAACCCAUCCAUUUGCACAGGUGAGGGGGAGGACCUGUGAUCAAGCUUUCAUUUCUGCUUUGUUGGCUCCCGUUUCUCCAUCCAUGAUUCAAGCCCAACAUUUUGUCUGGGGUGUGAAGAAAUUCAUUUAAAGGCUGAGAUGUUGUAUUGUUAAAGUAGAACAGGCCUAGUGUCUUUUCAUGUGUACAAUGUUGUGUAUUUAGUGUAAAUAAAAUGAAUGAAACAAAUGAA
Syngnathus typhle (broad-nosed pipefish) is the source of this 1846-nucleotide messenger RNA. It is a transcript of the gene tmub2, whose product is annotated as transmembrane and ubiquitin-like domain containing 2. Gene Ontology annotation, molecular function: protein binding. The coding region runs from base 563 to 1453 and encodes 296 amino acids. The record is from RefSeq and is a predicted model, not a curated record. NCBI's taxonomy places the organism in Eukaryota, Metazoa, Chordata, Actinopteri, Syngnathiformes, Syngnathidae. The transcript is spliced from 3 exons.